Tachyglossus aculeatus (Australian echidna) is the source of this 1017-nucleotide messenger RNA. It is a transcript of the gene ASB8, whose product is annotated as ankyrin repeat and SOCS box containing 8. The coding region runs from base 118 to 933 and encodes 271 amino acids. The transcript is spliced from 4 exons. The record is from RefSeq and is a predicted model, not a curated record. Lineage: Eukaryota; Metazoa; Chordata; Mammalia; Monotremata; Tachyglossidae. Gene Ontology annotation, molecular function: protein binding.
GCGGAGGGUGAGGGUCACUUCCGGUGAGCGGUUUCCGGUUCGGGAGCCGCUUCCGCCCCCCCCCCCGGUUUGUACGGAGAGUCGGCCGUUGGAGUAUGUGACCCCGCCGAGGCCCCGAUGAGUUCCAGCAUGUGGUACAUCAUGCAGAGCAUCCAGAGCAAGUACUCCCUGUCGGAGCGGCUGAUCCGGACCAUCACGGCCAUCCGCUCCUUCCCGCACGACAGAGUGGAGGACCUGAUCCGGGCGGGAGCCGACGUGAACUGUACCCACGGCACCCUGAAGCCGCUGCACUGCGCCUGCAUGGUGUCGGACGCCGACUGCGUGGAGCUGCUCCUCGAAAAGGGGGCCGAGGUGAACGCGCUGGACGGGUACAGCCGGACGGCCCUCCACUACGCGGCGGAGAAGGACGAGGCCUGCGUGGAGGUCCUGCUGGAGUACGGGGCGGACCCCAACGCGCCGGACGGCAACCGGGACACCCCCCUGCACUGGGCGGCCUUCAAGAACCACGCGGACUGCGCCCGGGCCCUCCUGGAGAACGGGGCGGCCGCCGACGCCCGGGACUCCAACCGGGACACGCCGCUCAGCUGGGCCGCCACGAAGGGCAACCUGGAGAGCGUCAGCGUCCUGCUGGACUUCGGGGCCGAGGCGCGGGCGGUCAACCUGCGGGGCCAGACGCCCGCCUCGCGCCUGGCGGCCCUGCUGGCGCGGGGCCCGGGGACGGCCAAGGAGGAGGCCUGCCUGGACCUGCUGCGCCGGGCGGCCGCCCGGCCGGAGCCGCGGGAGCCGGCCGGGCUCCGCUCCCAGCCGGCCCCGCUCAAGGCCCUGGCGCGCUACGCCGCCCGCCGCGCCCUGGGCCUCCGCUUCCUGCCCGAUGCCGUCAAGGGGCUGCCGCUGCCCGAGGCCCUGAAGGGCUACCUGCUCCUGCUGGAGUAGCCCGGCCCGCCGGGGCCGCCCCUCCCCGCCGCCCGGCCGCGACCUCUCUGCGGCCCCGAGGGCCGGGGGGUGACCUCUACCCAU